AUGAUCGUGCUUGCUGCCCAAGCGGUGGAAGACACAGUCCUGCCCCAAAGUGUCACAGCAUGUACCCGGUUUGAAUUUUGUCCUGUGCCCUAUGCGCCCGAGGAUGUCGAAGCUCGAGGGGAGGUCGCGCUGGACCUGGAAGUGGCGGAGUUGGUGGAGUGGCGAGGCGCAGGUCCGAUCGGCAAGUGCGGGCUCUUGGCGAAUUGGCGACUCGAAGGUCUCUGGUGGAACCUUUGCUUCAACGUGAAGGACAAAAGAGAUCUCCACGGGCACCAGUUUCUCGAGCUGCUUAGACAGGUGCGAGAGUUGCCCUUGAAGCGACAAAUUCUCAAGAACAACGGAUGGAAUCGCUCCCAACUGGAUCAUGGACCAGAUCGCCCGGGAACGAGAGGACUGGUGCUUUUGGAUCCGCAGCUUUUUCCAGGCAAGAACCGAACGGCAGGCAUGAUUCGUAAAGUGACAUUGCACGUUCAGCUAGCUGAGGGAGUUUGCGCUCAGACAGAUUUGGCCGGUCAGGUCCUCAUGCUUGCCAUUCAGGACUUCGAGGAGUGCACGAAGACCAACGCAAAACUCGCGAUGGACUUCCAGGCACAAUUGGACCGGAAGAAGCAGUUCCAGGUGGGCUGUGCGAGGAAAGGGAUGAGAUUGAGUACGAGAAUGUCCUCCUUCGCAAAGAAGUUGGAAGAUUGCAGCAGACCAUCACCGAUCUUCAGUGCUUCAGCUCUUCAAGCUCCGGACCGCGUGAGCGACUCCGUUGAUUUGAGCGGCCUGGCCUGCCCUGCGCUGCAGGCAUUGCCUGACUUAUGGUUGAUUGAGGCCAUGGAGGAGAACAAGGAUGCGAAGAACAAGGAUGUCACAUUCGGCAACUCCUACCUCCACCUCCGCAAUGCAACCGCGAUUGAUGCACAGACCCAAGAUAGUGUUAUGUGCUUGCGAUUGCACAUUGCUUGGGGCCGCCUAGAGGCACUGAGCGAGGUCAGCGAGGUGACGAGUCCUCCAGGCUUGAAGGGAGCCUGGGCCGGUGGGGAGUACAGAGAUGGAUGUCUGGAGAUAUGUCGGGGAGUAGCGCCAGCAGCGCCGUACACUCAGCAGCAUGUGCCGGUGGUAGGUGAAGAUCCGCUGAGCCUGCUCCGGACGUUGUUGGCAUUUCGGCGAGCCGUCGUCUGUGGGCCCGUUCAUGGGCCACAGAGGCGCCUAGGACCACCUAUGGGGCAACAUGAGGAGGCAGGUCUGUGCGAUGGGAACCGCACAACGAAUGUGAGAUUGGAAAGUUUGCGCGUCAGACUUAGCCACAUGUUUUGUCCUUUCGCGCAACGAGCAUGGAUUGCUCUGGAGGAAAAGGGCGCGGUCUAUGAGUAUGUGGCCAUUGAGCCGUAUCAGGAGGAUGCAAGCAAGCCAGGGGGGUACUCCAAAAAUCCUCUACCACUGGAUGAGAAGAGGAGGCGCUAUCCGGAGUUCAUGGCCUCGAGCCCGAAAGGCCUGCUUCCCGCAAUCGAGAGCACCCAAGCAGAUGGUUCUGUGCAUCGAAUCUACGAGUCGAUGGUUUGUGUUGAGUAUGUUGAAGAAGCUCUCGAUGGACCUUCCUUGAUGCCUGGCCGAUCACGUCCCGAUGCUCGGGCCAAAGUGCGCAUCUGGUGUGCCUACAUCGGCGAGAAGAUCAUUCCCCAUUUCUACCGGCUACUCAUGCGUGAGACUGCCGACGAACGGGACGCCGAAAAGAAGAGCUUGCUGGAUGGCCUUCUGUGCCUAGCCCAAGCAAUGGAUCCUGUUUCAGCAGAUGGGGGCGCCUUCUUUCUUGGUGAUGAGUUCACGAUGGUCGACAUUGCCUUAUGCCCCUGGUGGACCCGAUUCCGCAGCAUUGCAGGCACGUACCGAGGAUUCGAGGUGCCACGGGGUGCCACCUGGGACCGCCUUCAUUCUUGGGGCGAUGCCUGCGAAAAACGGCCGUCAGUGGCCAGAACUAUCGUAGAUCAGAGCCGUCUCAUUGCCAACUACACCGGCUACGCCGACUCUUCUGCGACGUCCACUGUCGCACAGACUCUGGCGGCAAAGACCACCUAA
This is a messenger RNA of Symbiodinium sp. CCMP2456, 2061 nucleotides long. Lineage: Eukaryota; Dinophyceae; Suessiales; Symbiodiniaceae. The record is from the annotation of a GenBank genome assembly.